AUGGGGUUCCUACGCAAGGCCUCCCUCUCCAAGCCGGAGAAUGAGGCCGGCAAGGUCUGGCCGGCCAUCGCCAUGGGCUUCUUCGUUGCCUUUGGUGGUGUUCUUUUUGGUUACGAUACAGGUACAAUCAGCGGUAUCAUUGUUAUGCCAUACUGGAAGAGUCAGUUCAGCACAGGCUUCACCGAUGACAAGGGGCCCAACAUCACUACCUCUCAAGAGUCUGCCAUCGUCUCCAUCCUGUCCGCUGGUACCUUCUUCGGCGCGCUCGCCUCACCCUUCCUCGCCGAUUCUCUUGGACGUCGUCCUGGCCUCAUAAUUUCUACCUGGGUCUUCAACUUGGGUGUCGCUCUCCAGACUGCUGCCACGGCUAUUCCCUUAUUCCUUGCUGGCCGUUUCUUUGCUGGCUUUGGAGUUGGCUUGAUCUCUGCUCUGAUCCCUCUGUACCAAUCCGAGACGGCUCCCAAAUGGAUCCGCGGUGCCAUUGUCGGCGCCUACCAGCUUGCCAUCACGAUUGGUCUAUUGCUUGCCGCUGUUGUCGACAACGCAACGGCCAACCGCAACGACAGCGGAAGCUACCGUAUCCCGAUUGCCGUACAAUUCGCAUGGUCCCUGAUCUUGCUCAUCGGAAUGAUCACCCUCCCCGAGACACCCCGUUACCUCAUUCGUGCCAACAAGCUCGAGAAGGCCGCCAAAGCUCUGGGCAGAAUACGCCGGCUUCCCGCCGAUCACCCCGCUGUCGCCGAGGAGCUGCAUGAGAUCAAAGCGAACCACGACCACGAAAUGAGUCUUGGUGCGGGGACUUCAUAUCUCGAUUGCUUCCGCCACCCCGUGUUGAAACGCCAGCUCACAGGCUCUGCUUUGCAGGCGUUGCAGCAGAUGUCAGGCGUCAACUUUGUAUUUUAUUACGGCACAAAAUACUUCGAGAAAUCGGGGAUUACCAAUCCAUUCACCAUCCAAAUGAUUACUUCAGCAAUAAACGUGGUAUCUACAGUUCCAGGUCUCUAUGCAACCGACAAAUGGGGUCGGCGGCCUCUGUUGCUGUUUGGUGCCAUUGGCAUGUGUAUUUCACAAUUUAUUGUGGGCAUGUCUGGCCAAAAGGCAGCAGUGGCCUUUGUGUGCAUCUAUAUCUUCUUCUUCGCGUCGACUUGGGGCCCACUGGCGUGGGUUGUAACCGGCGAGAUAUUUCCUCUUAAAACACGUGCCAAGUCUAUCAGCAUCACAACGGCGAGCAAUUGGCUGCUCAACUGGGCGAUUGCAUUCUCGACACCGUAUCUGGUCAACUGGGGCGAGGGAUCUGCUAAUCUGCAGUCCAAGAUCUUUUUUGUUUGGUUCGGCGCUUGCUUUAUCUGCAUUGCGUUUGUUUACCUGUUUAUCUACGAGACGAAGAACCUUACUCUCGAGGAAGUGGACCAGCUUUACGAAGAUGUCAAGUUUGCACCCAAGUCGACUUCGUGGCGCCCGACGGAAAGCUGGCAGCAACGAGCCAGCAUUGCCGCUCAAGGCGCGGAGAAGGCGCGGGGAGAGAACAUUGAGAACGCUGAGAAGCCGACUGAGAUUGCUUGA
Messenger RNA from Cordyceps fumosorosea ARSEF 2679, 1563 nucleotides. RefSeq names its product high-affinity glucose transporter. The record is from RefSeq and is a predicted model, not a curated record. Gene Ontology annotation, biological process: carbohydrate transport; transmembrane transport. NCBI's taxonomy places the organism in Eukaryota, Fungi, Ascomycota, Sordariomycetes, Hypocreales, Cordycipitaceae. Gene Ontology annotation, molecular function: carbohydrate:proton symporter activity. Gene Ontology annotation, cellular component: membrane. The transcript has 4 exons. The coding region runs from base 1 to 1563 and encodes 520 amino acids.